Messenger RNA from Acanthopagrus latus (yellowfin seabream), 9542 nucleotides. RefSeq names its product glutamate receptor-interacting protein 2-like. Gene Ontology annotation, biological process: neurotransmitter receptor transport, endosome to postsynaptic membrane. Gene Ontology annotation, molecular function: protein binding. NCBI's taxonomy places the organism in Eukaryota, Metazoa, Chordata, Actinopteri, Spariformes, Sparidae. The transcript is spliced from 25 exons. The coding region runs from base 397 to 3885 and encodes 1162 amino acids. The record is from RefSeq and is a predicted model, not a curated record.
AGAGAGAGAGAGAGAGAGAGAGACCAUUGGUGCCGCAGCGGGACCGACUGUCACACGGACUGUCAGCGGGGUCGUUACCGGAGAGAGCAGCCGCUGCUCGCCGUUUACCGAGAGACACACCGGGGGACAGCAGGAGAAGAAGAACUGAAGAAGAAGAAGAAGAAGAAGAAGAAGAAGAAGAAGAAGAAGAAGAAGACGCAGGGGGGAUCGUUAUAUUUGCAGUGGCCGCUGUCGCCUUCGUGUCACCACCUCCACCGGACAGGAUCUACUCUCUCCAUCAUCACCAUCACUCCUCUUCAUCAUCCCUCCUCCUCCUCAUCACCACCACCACCACCACCUCCCUCAUCCUCCUCAUCAGCCAGACCUCUCCUCCACUUCCUCGUCUCCUUCAUCACCAUGCCGGGCUGGCGGAGGAACCUCACUUUCUGUCUGCAGCGGAUGCACGAGGAAGAUGACGGGCCUUAUGGAAAAACGAAGGAUAUCUCUGGACCAGAACACACCAUGGCCUCAAGAAGACACAGUAUACCAGAAGCUCUGCGGGGGGUGACCAUGGUGGAGCUGGUGAAGAAAGAGGGCAGCACACUGGGCCUCACCAUCUCAGGAGGGACGGACAAGGACGGGAAGCCGCGGGUAUCGAACCUACGGCCCGGAGGACUGGCGGCCAGGAGCGACCAGCUUAACGUUGGCGACUACAUCAAGUCGGUGAACGGCAUAAAUCUGACCAAACUGCGGCACGAAGAGAUAAUCAGCUUACUGAAGAACGUGGGAGAGCGAGUUCUGCUGGAGGUGGAGUAUGAACUGCCGCCUACAGCACCAGACAGCAGCUCAGGGGUUAUAUCAAAGACAAUCGACAUCUGUUUGCACAAAGAGGGGAACAGCUUUGGUUUCGUCAUGAGAGGUGGCGUCCAUGAGGACUGGCACAAGUCGCGCCCCCUAGUGGUCACCUACGUCAGGCCGGGAGGUCCUGCAGACAGAGAGGGAACGCUGCGUCCUGGCGACCGUCUCCUCAGCGUGGAUGGCGUCCCGCUGCACAACACCAACCACAAUGACGCCCUCAGCGUGUUGGCUCAGUGCGGUCAGGAAGCCCUGUUCCAGAUAGAGUAUGAUGUCACUAUUAUGGACACGGUAACGAACGCCUCCGGCCCGCUAUUAGUGGAGAUCGCCAAGUCGCCGGGAGCGACGCUGGGCAUCAAUCUGACGUCAGCAAAUCAUCGGAACAAGCAGGUGAUCGUCAUCGACCGAGUGAAACCCGGCAGCGUGGUGGACAGAUGUGGAGCGUUGCACGGCGGAGAUCACCUGCUGUCAAUAGAUGGGACAUCGACGGAGCACUGCACGGUCCUGGAGGCAACGCAGCUCUUAGCGAGCACGACGGAGCUGGUGAAAUUAGAAAUCCUCCCCUCCCAUCAAACGAGGCUGACUGGGAAGCAGCACGACACAGUGAAGGUUCAGAAGUCGGACCACCCCCACUCCUGGGACCCCUGUGUGAACUACUGCCACCCCGCCAACUCCACCCUCCUCAACACAAGCGCCACCCUCAACAAGUCUUGGACGGCGUCGAACAACAACACAAUCAAUGACUACUGCAAGUCUCUGGUAUCGGCCAGCUUCUCUCCCGGUUCUACGACCACAUCCGGCCCCAGCAGCCAGAGCUCCAGCACCUUGCCCCGGCCCACAGUCCCCAUGAGUCCACGAAACUCGCUGCUCAAACGGCGACAGAGGAAGAAAGAGCACAAAAGCUCCUUGUCUCUAGCGUCCAGCUCCGUGGGUCCGGGUGGUCAGGUGGUUCACGUAGAGACCAGUGAGGUCGUCCUAACCGGCGACCCGCUCAACGGCUUUGGCGUCCAGCUGCAGGGAGGAAUAUUCGCCACUGAAACGCUGUCGGCACCCCCGCUUAUCAGAUUCAUAGAGCCUGACAGCUCUGCAGAGAGGUGUGGCCUGCUGCAGGUUGGAGACCGCCUGCUGUCAAUCAACGGAAUCCCCACCGAGGACGGAACACUAGAGGAGGCCAAUCAGCUGCUCCGAGACGCGGCGCUGACCAAUAAGGUCACGCUGGAGAUCGAAUUCGACGUAGCAGAGUCAGUGGUGCCCAGCAGCGGUACGUUCCACGUCAAACUGCCGAAGAAAAGAGGAGUGGAGCUGGGGCUCACCAUCAGUGCCAGUAAGAAGCAAGGAGAGCCCCUCAUCAUCUCUGACAUCAAGAAGGGCAGCAUGGCCCACAGAACAGGAACGUUGGAGCCAGGCGACAAGCUGCUGGCCAUCGACAACAUCCGACUGGAGAACUGCUCCAGAGACGACGCGGAGCAGAUCCUGCAGCAGUGUGAGGAACUGGUCAAACUAAAGAUACGCAAGGACGAAGACAACUCAGAUGAGCAGGAGACGUCAGGCAGCAUUAUCUACACAGUGGAGCUGAAGCGGUACGGAGGCCCUCUGGGUAUCACCAUCUCAGGCACCGAGGAGCCUUUUGACCCCAUCACUAUAUCCGGCCUCACCAAGAGAGGCCUGGCCGAGAGGACGGGGGCGAUUCACGUAGGCGAUCGGAUCCUGGCCAUCAACAGCGUCAGUUUAAAAGGAAAACCUCUGAGUGAAGCAAUCCACCUGCUGCAGAUGGCCGGAGAGACGGUCACCCUCAAGAUUAAGAAGCAGCUCGACACCUUUUCUCUUCAAGACUUAGAGGAGCGGAAGGCGGCGGAGGUCGAGGACACGACAGAGAAUGAGAUCAGCGACACUGAGGAGGACGACUUGACGGACAGCCAACAGACAAAUAAGCUGUCGGAGCUUUACUCCACAACCAUACCCAGCGUCGACUCUGCCAUGGAGUCAUGGGACGGCUCAGGGAUGGACGCCGGCUAUGGCAGCCAGGGGACAUACAGCCACCAGGCAGCUGGUAUCGCCCUCCACCCACAUGAAUGGCGUAGUGCCAAGCAGCAGCAGCAGCAGCAGCAGCAGCAGCAGCGCAGCAACACCCCUCCUCCUGGACGCAGGAAGAACUACCCUUUCAGCGACGGAGGCUUCAGUGAGGAUGACUGGGACAAACCACCAGGAUUUAUUGGCCAACAACCAGACGGUAUUCUGUUGGAUCCAGACGACAGCUUCUGGUGUCAGGCUCUCGAGGAUCUGGAGACCUGUGGCCAAUCAGAACUUCUCAGAGAGAUUGAGGCUUCCAUCAUGACAGGAACAGCCAUCAGUCUGGGUGUCGAUGGUGUCAACAAGCCUCAAGCUGAGCCCAUGCUGAGCCACAACAGGAUGAGCCCGUUGCGGAGAAAUUCUCUCCUGCACCAGGGGAACCUGCUCCAUCAGGCUGCACACCUCCACCAGGGUGCCCAUCUGCACGAGGAGGCCCACCUGCACGAAGAGGCCCAACUCCACCAAGAUGCUCACCUGCACCAGGAGGCCCACUUCAACCACGAGGCCCACAUGCACCCAGGAGCCCAGUUCCACCAGGACAAUCAGUCCCCUCUCCUGCACCACGACCCCAAGCCCAAGGCCUCGUUGAGAGUGUCAGAGAGGACGUGGGAGUCUCGUCGGAUCAAAGAGGAGAUGCAGGGGAUUCUGUCGCCGACGCCUUUGGAGCUGCACAAAGUGACGGUGAUCAAGGACCCAGAGAUCGACGACUUUGGCUUCAGUGUGUCGGACGGCUUCUUAGAGAAGGGAGUUUACGUCAACAUGAUCAGACCAGACGGGCCAGCUGACCGAGCCGGUCUCAGACCCUACGACAGGAUCCUGCAGGUGAACCACGUGAGGACGCGGGACUUUGACUGCUGCCUGGCGGUGCCUCUGAUCACAGAGGCUGGAGACAGACUGGAGCUGGUCAUCAGCCGCAACCCGCUGGCCAACGAUGACACGGAGGACAAUAACAACACUUUGGACCAUCCACUAGACCUGUAACACACACACACACACACACACACAAAAAGACAGACUGAUGAAUCUUCUAGACGUACACAUUAGCAUUCACUGUCACACUCAGGCAGGAGACAUAGAACUGGUGAUGAAAUGUAAAGUUAUAUCUACAGAAACUGGCCCAAACACACACACACACACUCCACCGGCGUGCAAUAAUUCUACUUAAACGGAGACUCCUACAUAUAUACACACACCUGCAUGCUCACACAAUCGCCCCCCCUCCCAUUCACACCAGGUGGAACUGCUGUCAUACAGUAUAUUCCUCUCUGGAAGCACAGCACAGUGCUGAGAAACCACCAGAGACGCACUCCUGAUGGCUGACUUGAGUUCUCAGUGUUACUCCAACAAAAACAACCACUAACUUGGCCAUUUAACCAGCCAUUUAAAAUUAUUCUGACUCUCUUCAUCAUGUUUUCACUUCAAACAAAUGAAUAAAAACCUGCAAUUUGGGUUGAGGUAAUUUCAGCUGUUUUUAACGCCAGACCGCAGGUUUAUAGAAGUUUCUAGUGCCAAUGGUACCAGAGGGAUCUGCCUUAUUAUACAAUAUUGUUAUUUUAGGAAAUUUCAAAUGAAACUGUGUCGAUGAAAGAGAGAAACAGCCUCGCUCAGUUUUGAAGAUUGAAUUUGUUGUAAGAAAGGUAAAGAAGAAAGUGUAGGCAGAUGAUGGUGAUCAAGAAGAUGAUCUCUAUUGAUGUAGCCGCUGUAGAAGUCCACAUUGCUGCUAAACGUCUGCUGAAACACUGCUGCUCCACUGCAAUUUUGAAAAAGUUUCGGCUUCUAUUCUGGAUAUUUCUGCACACUAUGAGGUCAGCACAGUGAUAAAACUAAAUUUGUGCCAUCAUAACAAGACAAUGAUCACAUCACGACUGCCAAACUGUUUUAGUUAAUCUAGUCAUCAAAGGGACAAGAAAGAACGGAAGGAACUUUCUUUCCCCUACAGAUGAAACAUCUUGAAAUGGAAUUAAAUAACACAGGCAACUUUUGCUGCAACACGUUUGGGAAGCUGUGAGAUGCCCCGGAAGAAACUGUGUUGCCAACAGAAGAACAUCGUCCUGCAACAUUACUGGAGAUCUUUGAAUCUUUUCUGUUUCUUUCUUUCUUUUUUUUCUCUUUUGUUUUUUUUUUGCCAGCUGUUUGGGAGAAUUGCCCAUCUACAUUUCCCAAUCGGUCACUGCAGUUGUCUGAGAGCACUGGGUUCAUCUCACCUCAGCUCAUUGCUGGGUUACAAAGUCAAAUAGCAGUCGCUGCUGUGCAUGCAUUUUAAACAGCAGAAGUCGCGUUUAGGGUCGAGGAGAAGCAAAAUCGAAAACGGCACACACUUAUGCUAUUAAAGGUGCUUUGUGUAGCACUUCUGAAAAAUUCAUUUCCACUUAAAUGUUGAAACAUUAGUAUAAAUCCGAUAAACAAAAGAACCUGUCAGCUUUUAGCAGCAUCAAGCCACACAGUGUUCUUCUACUUUCUAUAUCUAGUUUUAUACCUCUUCUCUCUACUUGUAAGCUGCUGGAAAUCCAAUUUCCUUGCGGGAGUCUAAGUCUAAGUCUUCAACGACAAACAGAGCCCAAGUUUAUUGGCUGGCAGCAAAACCCUGCAGUGUAACUACUGUAAGCACAUAAGAGAAAGUUGGCUGGCUCAACCAGUGACUAUGUCAGGAAUGAGUACAUCAGUGUCAACAGUAGUUCCAACAGAAAUGUCACAAUCUCUUUUGCUGUAGGAAGAGCCGUGAUUCAUGGGCAAUACGACAAACCUCCAAACAUGAACAGCACCACUGUUUUAAAACUCCAGUAAUCAUCACCACCACAGUCUCAUCAUCAACAACCAUGGCGCCUACUUUGAUAACUGAUGUUUAAAAUGCUCCACAUAGCACCUACAGACAGUGAAAUGUAACUGCUCUCUGGCUUUGUAGAGAGAACCACUUUGAGGCUCAAAGAUCUCAAACAAAUCUAACAGCAUCAUCUGCAAACAUGGACAUCGAGCUGAUCGGGAUGCUGAAAACAAAUGCCAAGCUGUUCAGACCAGGAACAAGUCGCACACAUUCAGACAUUGUUACAGGACGGGGGCCAGCAUGCAAAGACAACGUAAGGACAUGAAACAAAGGGGUUUAUAUGUGCGUGUCAUUAUGUGUUUGUUCACGUGUCUGCGUGUUUGGCUACGCUGUAUACCUACGUCUGUGUUUAUGAUAUGCAUGUACCUUUCUAUCUUUGUUGGUACGUCUGAGAGAGUGUAUACAUGCUGUAGCACACUAGAUUCGGCGAGCUGAAACUGCGUAAACCUUUUUUUGUCCAUUAGUUGGGCAUAGUACUACAAUACCCAUGAGCCCCGGCUGCUUUUGCUUUGGAGAUGAAGUCGAUAAGAGGUGCUUGUAACAGCUGUAGCAAAUUCAUAGCGCUUGAGAGUAAAACAAAACACGGCCGCUUAAUUCAUCCAGAAUUGACAGAAAAUGCUAAAGUUACUGCGAGUAACAGGAUUUAAACAUGCAUAUGUUCACAGCAACAUGCAUCGACGCAACGGCUGAAUUAAAGAAAACACAUCUUUCCUGAUGCAAGUGCUUCUCUUGUGCACUCCAUAACCAGGAGAAUUUCAUGCCAAUCCAAGCUGUGGAAGUGCACCAAAAAUACCUCCACCUACCAACUUACCAUGCAACUCCAGCAUGUGGGUAUUGUAGUAAAACAAGCAUGACGAAAUUUGAACCUAUCAUUUAAUAACUUCUCUUAACCCGCCCACCUCUCCUCACCUCCUAUUUUUGGUCUGUUUGGUCACAGCAAAGAUUUCUUCCACUUCCCUCACCUCCUGUUUUUACAAUUUUCUCUUACUUCUGCCAAAACACUUCUUGCCCCAAUUAUCUGUGGAUUAACAGAAAAGAGACUGGCUGUCGCUCCCCUCCUACUGUGUGUGUGUGUGUGUGUGUGUGUGUGUGUGUGUGUGUGUGUGUGUGUGUGUGUGUGUGUGUGUGUGGUGUGUUUGAGACAGAGAGAAAUCAGUGUAAAACUAAGGAAGGUUACAUUUUUAUAUAUGUGCUCCUGCAUGUAUGUAAGCACAAUGAAGAUACUUAAUAAUGUGUUGUGUGUCUGUGUGUGUGUAUACAACACAUGGACUGGCAGGCAAAAUGCGUGUGUGUGUGUGUGUGUGUGUGUGUGUGUGUGUGUGUGUGUGUGUGUGUGUGUGUGUGUGCGCUGGAGAGAGAGAGGACAGAAAAUAGCCUUUGUCCACUGAAGGAUUGGAAUUAUUUUUUUUUUCGACAGGAACAAUCACAACCUCUGUUCUCUCUCUCUCUCUCUCUUUCACACUGUACGUCUCUCCCUCUCUUUCCUCACGUUGUUACAUAAUACAGUUAGAAUCCAGCUGCCCCCCUGGAGAACACUCGUGUGUGUUAGUCUGUGUGUGUGUGUGUGUGUGUGUGUGUGUGUGAAUAAGAGAACGUGUGUGUAUAGAUCCGUACCGAUAUGCGUGCCUCCGUGUGUGUCAAGGUUUCUGUGUGAACUAUUCACAUGUGUUUACAUGUUCGUAUCCAUGGAUGUCAGUAUUUUUUCCAUUUGAGCAUGUUUGAACUUUUCAGCUAGUGUGUGUGUGUGUGUGUGUGUGUCACAGAGAGAGAACCAGGUGGUGUACAUUUCAUUGUACAGUGGUGAUAUUUUUACGGGGCUGUGGGCCGUUGAAAACCUGAUAAGACUGAAAAACUGUAUAAAAACUCAGUUUUUGUGAGCAAGCCAGAGGAAGACAAACAAACUUUUUCCAUACAUAACAAAAAAAAGGGACAUUUACUUAUCUCCAAGCACUAACUACAAAAGAAGAAGCACACUGUUGAAUACCAUGCACUGUAAGUAUUUUCAUGUACAACAGAACAAACUUGUCUGAGUGUUUUUUACGCAAUGUCAAGUGGCCAAAAAAAACAAACAAAAAAAAGAAGUUUUGUAAAGCAACAAAAAAUGACAAAAUGCUGAGAAAAGCCUUCCAAAUUGUUCUGUUGGUUUUUAUGUAUGUAUGUAUGUGUGUAUGUAUGUAUGUAUGUGUGCGUGGUCAUCCAUACUCCCUAUGCAUUUCUGGGUCAAAGGUCGGUUUUAAGCCCAAUCCGGAACCGCAACAAACCUCCCACAGAUGACUGAAGUCUGUAAAGUAACACAAUUCCUUCUACUUCUGUAAUAUAAUAAAUUUAACAAAUUAAAAGUGUUAAAAUGAGAAAAACUUUAAACUGCUCUGACAACGUAGAACUGAUAUUGCAAUAAUUCUAAACCUCAAAUUACAAAUUAUUAAGGUACUAAUGUAUAAAACAUUGGGGGAGAAAUGUUGCAAUGUCAGUCUGAUGACUUCACGCCUGCGUUUCAUUACACUGGCCUGUUUUCAUUUCCCCUGACCCCAUUAAAUGAUGCCAUUACAUUUGAUGUGCUAUUAUAUAAGCUGACAUUUAUUACAUCAUCGUCUGCAGGAUGGCACAUUCACAUCUCCUCCAUGUCUUUUUGCUCCCUUCACACACACUCUUACAAAAUGUGUUGUGAUUUUUUAGUUUUUGGACCAUAAGAAUGCUCAAAACCAGGCUGUGGAAGUGGAAUGAGUUAAGUUAAGAGUUAACUUGAGAGUUUUGGCAGGAGGUUGCUAGCUACUGUGAUAAGUUCCAGUUGGGAUUAGAGUUUUGCAUUGUUGAAUCGUCCAUCAUUCAUUAUUUUAAAUUGGUGCUUCUGUUUUUGUCAAAUUGCAUCUUUCUAUUUUUUUCCAUUUGAGGUGAGUGAAGACUUUCAUUCCGUGCAUUUAUUCGCCCUGCAGUGUCCAUAUUGAAGCUGCUGUUAGCUAACAGGUGCAAAAGCUGAUAAUCCAGCUUGGCUGUACACAGCAGUAUGUAGCCUAACUACUCAACCAUGAUGUCUGUAUUGGACUGGUUCUGCUAGAUUUGGCAUGUUUUCUAAGAACUGAAGGCUCACUGGUUGAAAAAAUCCAAAUAACAAUUGAUAAUGGUUAUUGCUACAUAUUAGCAGUUAACUAGCUAACUGUGAUGUCUGCCCAGAAAACUAUAAUUAAUUUCUGGUCAGUUAGCCGUUAGCUUAGCAUACUGGCAAGACGUUCAGCACAUCUAGCAAAGCAUAAUGAGCUUACCAGUCAGUUGUUAUUAUUUUAAACAUAAAAACACUAUUCCUCAGUAGAAUAAACUCAAAUUUCACUGUCUCUUAUGAUCUGUUGCUCAUCAGAGUAUUUACAAUCUUUGCUUCACAUUUCUCAUAUAUCACAUGAGAAUUUUAUUCCAUUAAAGUUAUUAGAUUCACACAGGCCUGUAACAUUUGUAUUAUUUUUUUCUGACUUAGUUUAAAAAAUAAAUCUUUACACAAGUGGCAUCGAAGCUUAUUGCGAUUCCAGAUUGGGCCGUUGAUAAUGUAUGUUGAUAUUGUGUAACUUUUUUUUUUUGUUUUCUUUUUCAAAUUGUGUAAAGUUCUAUUCUAUGUAAUAUAGUAUUUUUAUAUGACAAUAUUACUCUUCCAAAACAUGGGAGAAAAAACAAAACAAAAGUUAUGAAAGGGAAAAUAAAAUGUAUAACUUUGUUGUUGUUGUCGUUUUGUUUUAUUCAUUUUCUAUGAAACAAAGAGUGUACUGCUAUACUUCUCUUUUCAAGAAGGACAUGAGAAAAGAUCAAAAGAAAAAUAAAAUGUCUAAUUUUA